Molecule: messenger RNA, 7541 nt
Organism: Solea solea (common sole)
Lineage: Eukaryota; Metazoa; Chordata; Actinopteri; Pleuronectiformes; Soleidae
Gene: braf
Product: B-Raf proto-oncogene, serine/threonine kinase
Exons: 20
Coding region: 1-2469 (822 amino acids)
Biological process (GO): protein phosphorylation; signal transduction
Cellular component (GO): cytosol; mitochondrion; plasma membrane
Molecular function (GO): protein kinase activity; ATP binding
Source: RefSeq, a predicted model, not a curated record
AUGGCGGCGUUGAGCAGCGCCGAGUCCCCACCGCCCGUCUUUAACGGAGACACCGUGGAGAGGGAGCCGGGCAGGGAGCGGGGCCUGGAGGAGCCGGGCCCCGGGCUGGACGCGUCCUACUCGCCAGGGAUGCCCGGAGGUCCACAGGACGAGGAGAUCUGGAACAUCAAACAGAUGAUAAAGUUGACACAAGAACACCUAGAGGCUCUACUAGACAAGUUUGGAGGAGAACAUAAUCCUCCUUCCAUAUAUCUAGAGGCCUAUGAGGAGUACACCAGUAAGCUAGAUGCCCUGCAGCAGAGGGAGCAGCAGCUGCUGGAGGCAAUGGGGAACGGCACAGACUUCUCCUGCUCGCCCACCACCACGCCAGCCCUUCUGGAGGUCAAGAUGGGGGGUUGCAGCGCCGGUGGUGGAGCCCAGGCCUUUCCUUCAGCCCCGAACACCCUAGCCGUCCUGCAGACCCCCACAGACACCAGCCGAGCUAACCCUCGCUCACCACAGAAACCAAUCGUCAGGGUCUUCCUGCCCAACAAACAGAGAACAGUGGUUCCAGCCCGCUGUGGGAUGACUGUGAGAGACUCACUGAAGAAAGCUCUGAUGAUGAGGGGCCUUAUCCCAGAGUGCUGUGCAGUGUACAGGAUACAGGAUGGGGAGAAGAAGCCCAUUGGCUGGGACACGGACAUCUCGUGGCUGACAGGAGAGGAGUUACAUGUAGAAGUGUUGGAGAAUGUUCCACUCACCACACACAACUUUGUGAGGAAGACAUUCUUUACGCUGGCCUUCUGUGACUUCUGCAGAAAGCUGCUCUUCCAGGGUUUCCGCUGUCAGACCUGCGGCUACAAGUUCCACCAGCGCUGCAGCACUGAGGUUCCUCUCAUGUGCGUUAACUACGACCAGUUAGACUUAUUGUUAGUAUCCAAGUUUUUUGAGCACCACCCGUUUACCCAAGAGGAGGUUUCCUCAGAGGGAACCACCCCAGUGUCCGAGGUCUGUCCGUCACUCCCUCCAUCUGACUCCAUGGGGUCUAUGUGCCACAGCUCUGUAUCGCCGUCCAAGUCCAUACCCAUCCCACCCAGUUUCCGACCCAAUGAGGAGGACCACCGCAACCAGUUUGGCCAGCGGGACCGUUCGUCCUCUGCCCCCAAUGUCCAUAUCAACACCAUUGAGCCUGUCAAUAUUGAUGACCUGAUUCGAGAUCAGAGCUUACCAAGGUCAGAUGGAGCCCCCCUGACCCACCCCGCCCGCUGCUUGAGGAAGCACCGAACACGGACCUCAAGCCCCCUCCUAUACUCCUACCCCAAUGACAUAGUGUUUGAUUUUGAGCCUGAGCCUGUUUACCGAGGCUCCACCGCGGGGCUGUCGGCCACGCCACCCGCCUCCUUACCCGGCUCCCUGACCAACGUCAAGGUUCCACAGAAGUCGCCAUGCCAACAGAGAGAGCGCAAGUCGUCGUCCUCAUCUGAGGACCGCAAUAAGAUGAAAACCUUGGGGAGAAGGGACUCGAGUGACGACUGGGAAAUCCCAGAAGGUCAGAUCACUCUGGGUCAGAGGAUAGGCUCCGGAUCGUUUGGAACCGUCUUCAAAGGAAAAUGGCACGGUGACGUGGCUGUGAAGAUGUUGAACGUCACUGCGCCAACACCACAGCAGCUUCAGGCCUUCAAGAAUGAAGUAGGAGUCCUCAGGAAAACGCGUCACGUGAACAUCUUGCUGUUCAUGGGCUACACCACCAAGCCUCAGCUGGCCAUAGUGACCCAGUGGUGCGAAGGCUCCAGUCUGUACCACCACCUACACAUCAUCGAGACCAAGUUUGAGAUGAUCAAGCUGAUCGACAUCGCCCGGCAGACUGCUCAGGGCAUGGACUACCUGCACGCGAAAUCAAUCAUCCACAGAGAUCUGAAGAGUAACAAUAUUUUCCUCCAUGAGGAUCUAACGGUGAAGAUCGGGGACUUUGGCCUGGCUACAGUGAAGUCACGUUGGAGCGGCUCCCACCAGUUCGAGCAACUGUCUGGCUCUAUACUGUGGAUGGCUCCAGAGGUGAUCCGGCUGCAGGACAAGAAUCCCUACAGCUUCCAGUCAGACGUCUACGCCUUCGGCGUCGUGCUGUACGAGCUCAUGUCCGGAGCACUGCCCUACUCCAACAUCAACAACAGAGACCAGAUCAUAUUCAUGGUGGGUCGAGGUUACUUAGCUCCCGACCUCAGUAAAGUACGCAGCAACUGUCCAAAGGCUAUGAAGAGGCUGAUGGCCGACUGCUUGAAGAAGAAGAGGGAGGAACGACCUCUUUUCCCACAGAUCUUGGCGUCCAUCGAGCUGCUGGCUCGCUCGUUACCCAAAAUCCACCGCAGCGCCUCGGAGCCUUCGUUUAACCGAGCCGGCUUCCAGACGGAGGACUUCAGCUUGUACGCCUGCGCUUCACCCAAGACCCCCAUCCAGGCCGGAGGCUAUGGGGAGUUUUCGGCCUUUAAGUAAGUGCUGCCGAUCCCACUCCACUCCAUUCCUUGUCACUUUUCAAAGUCUUGUGUCCAUGCGGUGGAUUCAUUCAUCACCGGGAGAAAAAAAAGAAAAAAAGAAAAAUUAGUCUCAGAGAACGGGCUGUUUCCUUCCUAUAUCAACGUGAAGAAGGAGAAACCGCAAGCUGUCCAGCAGGCACACAGCCACAGCAACAGACAAAAAAAAAAACUGAAUUAGGGGGAAAAAAAACUCAACCCAAAAAGCAACUGGAAUGAAGAAAAUGAAAUAAAAAAAAAUCCAUACCGUAAACCAUUUUCCUGCCCGCUUUGAGGGGAAACGCAAAAAGGAAAGGGGAGACGGCAAAGCAACGUCAGGAGAAGACGAGGGAGUUUGGGUUUUUCAGACGGGCCGCUCGGCUGCAUUUUAAACGGAUGGCGGCAGAAUGCGGCCUGUGGAUGGAGACGCUGCUCCUCCGUCUAACACGUUGAAAUGGAAGUUCAGGCAUCGGCCUGUUCCCAGCAGGAGCUGGAGGUCACUCAGCGGGGGGGUUAACCCCCUCCUGAAGAGCGAUGACUUGAAAGAUAAAAUCUAUUUUUAUUUUUAUUUAGUUUCUCAUGUCAACUAGCGGUUGCUAGGAAUGAGCUUUUUUUUUUUUAUUUUUAUUUUUUUUUUUUUUUAUUAAAAGUAAACUUUCCUCCAGGUCAUGCAGCACAGUCCUUUUUUUUUUUUUUGUGGGCUAAACGCUGACCAAAUUCUGCAAAAUACUGUGCUUUACCUUCUUUUUUUGCCUCCAACAAAUACGACACCAGUGAUGAAAAGGCUGCCGCUCGUAAUCUCUGCAAAGAUCUUUUGUACGCGAAGGCAGGAGAAAUAGGUCUGCAGUGGGAAAGUUUUUUUGGGAGGCUGCACUGUUUCACCUCCAACGGUAGCUGUGUGGAGACGAGAUGAGCGGUGGCGAUGUGAGAGGGAUUUCUUAUUCCCUUUUAAAGAACCCGGUCUGGUGUUGUUUUUCACGGAAGCUUUAGAAGUGUUGGAUAUUCCUACGUUUUCAAGGGACUUUGUAUUUAUGUGAAAGCAAGAGAAGCGGAUGUUUCUGUAGAUUUCCAAUUUUGAAAGUGUUGGGAGUGUGAUGUUGAGGGGGGGGGGGGGAGAGGUAUGACGAUGGAAGAUAAACAUUCAGUGGAGUUUUGUCCAUGUGACAGCGUAGUCAAAGGCUACAUCCAUACUAGCACACCUUCAGGCUUUUCAAACGAGAAUGAUCAGAGUCCCGACAUGAGUUUCAGCUCCCACAUCACAUGACCAUUCAGGUGUAAACAGGAAGUUGAAACCUGAUAACAGACAAAGUCAAGAGCAGCGAUUUCUUUGAUUUGGACUGAAAACGAGGUCACAUUUCAAAGGGUGUAUUAGCUUAAACCGAAUUUACGACCCACGACUAUGUUUUUGUAGCUGUUUAAUUGCUUUAAAGUCGAAAUAGUUUUGGUUUUCGUAGCCUUUUUGCAACGUCAUUAGCAUAGUCAAGCAAGUCGUAUCUCCCACAAAAACUUGAUGCAUGAACCAACUUUUGAAACAUGUGUUUAUAAGAAUCUCAUCAGCUGAUGUAGUUGACACUCUUUGUUAUGUUAUACUUCCCUCAAUAUGCUUGGAAAAAGGAAGGGUGAGAUGUCACUAAUUCCCUCACAGCUAAAAACCAUGAAUGUGGCUAACUGCUUCGUCAUAUCCAAAGCUUUCAAUUUCUGCCCGUCCAGACUGAAAUGCAGCACCAGGGAUUUUUUUUAUUUUUUUUUUUGUCAAUAAAAUAUGAAGCCAGAGGUGUUUUUUUCAAAUUUUAGUGCUCAAAAGAAGAAAAAAAAAAGGUAGUGUGGAUGACUGACGUAUCCGUAGCAGAGCUGAUGCCUUUUAAAUUGAAAAUUGAGUAGUGUGGAUGUAGCCUAAGUCGAGCUGCUGCUCAGGGCUUAUGCCGAGCUCAGGGGCCGAUCACACAGAGAUACAAACGACGGGAAAAAAAACACCGCGGGAAAACAAAACAAAAGAACCAGAAGUGCUUCUUUGACUGUGCAGACAAGCGUGCAGUCAAAUGUAAAAGUUGACAACUAGCUGAUACAUCAGUUUGUUGAGGAAGGGGGGGAAAGUCCAUAAAAAAAAAAGCAAGGUGUUUGGUUGUAAAGCCAGUCUCUCUGCUUGAUUUGAUUAGACUGCCUGGGUAAAGUGUGACAUUAAUGAGAGCCGAGGCUACGCUGAAAAGUUGAAGAUUCACUUCAACGCAUCACUGGACGCACGAGAAUCUGCAACGAUGAACUGAUCAUGAAUCGAUUACUAAAUGGAUUGUCAACUUUAAGUUCUGGAUUCUUUUCCUCCACAUACCAAAAGUCAUUAAAAGUGAAUCAUUUUGGUUUGCGGGCAAAACGAGACAUUUAAGAAGAUCGUUAUUUCAAGGUCUGGGCAACAGCAAUCGACAUUUCAUCGAGGCGAUUCAUCGAUUUACGAAAAGAAUCAUUAGUUGCAACCCUACACAGGAAAAUUGGUUUUGAUUAACAAUGAUUAACUCCGUGUGAUCGGCCCCUAAGGAUUGUGUACAGGAAGUUGUUGCACAGCAUCUCCCCAACUAAGCUUUUCAUUCAUUUCUCAUUGUCAUUUCUGAUACUUUCCCACCUCAAAUUUAUUUUGUGUCACCGAUGUAUGCAUGUCAUAUUCUAAUUAUUUUUUUUUUUUUUGGAUAAAUAUUGCACUCUGCUUACAAUGAGGACCUUAUAUAUGUUGCUGCAGCGUGACCUGCUGCUCACAGGACACACGGUCUUCGGAAAAGUGUUUCCGUUUGUUUCCGUCCCAUUUCGUUGGAACCUUCUCUCCACACAUGCACCUGCACUCCUUCCAUUCCAGCGUGUGUCCUUAGGCGCUCUACACAUCUCUUGGUGUUGUUCUCGUCAUCGUUUUGCCUUUUUUUUUUUUCUGUACAGGCAGGCCUGCAGAUACUUUACUUCUUAUUAUUUAUGUGAAUCUUUUCCGUUGGACGGAUUCAUUCUCCAGAACUGCUUUCUUUGAUGCUCUGUCUUUCUGAAGACGCUUGUUUUAGUCUUUGUGACUCGUGUACUUGCACUUUGUAGAGAUUGAUCGAAGCAAACGAGCGACUUGCCUUGACUUUUUUUUUUUGUUUUUUUUAUUAUUAUUAUUAUUAUUAUUAUAAUUAUUAUUAUUAUUAUUGAAGAAAUAAAUAGCGACACACAGAGCUAAGAACUCCAAAAUCCACCUAGUGAGUCACAUGCAGGGCCUGUCGUGUGAAUCCUCUGCUGGAAAUGACUGUGUUUUGAUAAAGACUUCCAGAGGUGUGAGGAGAGCUGAGAAGAUGGAUGUACGUUUUUUUGGAAUCGUCCGUCCAAAUCUGGGCGGUCUGGUUCCUCCUAUUUAUCACGGACCACGUACGUCUUUUUUGUCAUAAACAAAACAAACAAAAAAAGAAAAUCCUGACAACCUCCCACCCGUGCUACCUUUUCAUGGAACAGUCCAACACAUAUGAAAUCUAAGGAUAUCUCCUACACACCCAUCACAUCUUUCAGGGAGACCAGUUUAGUUUACCUUUGUGGGAUGGGUGAUCGUUACCAUCCUGGAUCUUUUUAGUCACUGAGCAGCUUAUGAGACGUUAAAAAAUGAAGCAUAUUGAUGAUGAUGUGCAUACCUGUGCAAGUUCUUCGCACAAGUCGCUAUCACAUGACCCCAGUUUAAAGAUAGAAAACAAAAGAAGAAGGAAAGAAGACCAAAUAUGGGUUUAGCUGGAUAUUUAGUGUUGUAAAGGAGGCUAGUCUCUGUUCAGACCUGGCAAUUAAAAUCUCACUUCUUCCCCAUCACUGUAUAUUAAUGCAUAUGGAUGCCGUUUAUUUUGAUAACAAUACUACUUUGUAUAUCGCCAUUUGUUCGUAAGAUUGCCCUACACAGGCUCUUCUCUCGUCAAAGUGCAUCCUCUCCUUUUGUUCCGCGCUACGUAACCGCCUUUCUGUUAAGGCUGAGGAGUUUCUUUUGAUACAUGGCUUCACUAAACACCGUAGCGCAAAUGAGAAGAGCUAUGACAAUGAUUUUAACUUUGAGUCACUAACUACAACUACUUCCAACUUCAUGGUCAGGAACUUCUGAAAACCGAUAUCACGGCUAGCCGUGCGGAAGUUUGGGGGUCAUGUGGUAGGCAAAAGGUUCUGAGAUAAAUCAUUAGAAUUCUCUCUUCUAACUGCUAAAUUAUAAAACAUAUAUAACAAGUCUGGCCCGAUGUACUGUAGGCUACGGACUUAAUAGUUCAUGGAUACACAUCUGAAAUCACUGGACCAGUUCCGCACAAAGGGCAGUUCAGAGUCUGGAGUGUGGCAAGAAUGUAAAGUGGAUGUGUGAAGAUUGGAAGCUACGACUCUGAAUGACAUCCUCAGAAGAAUCUAAAUUCUUUCUCUCACUUCUUUAGUCGCUCGUAUGUAUAUUUUUGAUAUUUGUCUCGGUCCUCUUCCGCAGGUGUCGAGUAGAGUCCUUCAAAGACCUGUAUUAUCAGAUUUAUCAGAGAGGCUGUUUGUUUUCGCUUUUUCACGUAGACAUCAACGCAAAGACGUCUCGCCGUAAUAACGUUCUAUAGACAUCCUGAACUUUCAGAGGGUCUGCAGUAGGAAACUGAAGCUCCCUACUCUGCUCCACCUUCUACUCUUUUUCAUUCCCCUUCUUUUCUUCUCCAACAUUCCACACUCCUCAUCCACCUUGCCUGCACCUUAAACCCAACAACUGAGAACUAUCAUGAAAAACCACACACACUUUACAGAGAUUUGUUUGUUCUGUUUUUCUUUCGUCUCACGUGUAAAUAGUUGUACAAAGGAAAUACUGUCAAGUUUGCUAGGAGGCAUGGAGACCACAUGUAACAAAAAUGAUAAAAACUGUUUAAAAUAAAGACCCAAAGAUUAAAAAGACAUUUUUUUGAUAGGCAGACUUCUGAGACAAAAGGUUGGGUGUAAAAACUAUUUAAGGCUGUAUCAUAAGAAGAAGAAGAAGAAGAAAAAAAAAAAAAAGCUUAAUGUAUUUGUUGUGAAUAUGGAAAAACUGAUAUAUUAAAGAAGUGCAUGAAAACCGAA